Larimichthys crocea (large yellow croaker) is the source of this 1265-nucleotide messenger RNA. RefSeq names its product regulator of cell cycle (gene rgcc). NCBI's taxonomy places the organism in Eukaryota, Metazoa, Chordata, Actinopteri, Sciaenidae. The record is from RefSeq and is a predicted model, not a curated record. The coding region runs from base 129 to 509 and encodes 126 amino acids. Gene Ontology annotation, biological process: regulation of cell cycle. The transcript is spliced from 5 exons.
AGGCGGCAGUCCUCGGGUCGGGGGUUAGUUCAGAGUGGGACUUUACACGGAAGGACGUGCAUGUGAGUUUAUAUGUAACACAGACCUGCAGGACUGUACCGGAUCAUCCCAAACCCGAUUCUGGAAUAAUGAAGUCUCCAAAAUUGAAAGCCCAGGCGAAGUUCGUCCAGGAGGAGGACCUGACCGACGUGCUAUGUGAGUUUGACGCGGUGAUGGAAGACUUCACGUCGCCGGUGGAGAAGCGACACUUCAGGUACGACGAGCACCUGAAGACCGUGAAGAGGAGGAGCAGCGCCAGCGUCAGCGACAGCGGCAUCAGCGACUCCGAGAGUGCAGAGUCACUCAACAGGAACAGCUUCAGCUUCAGCGAUGAGAGGCUCAACUCCCCCACCGUGCUCUCCCCUACCACCAGCUCACCCCCUCUUAUGUCACCAAAACCCAAACUCGGCGACACUAAAGAACUGGAGGACUUCAUCGCUGACCUUGACAAGACAUUAGAGAGCAUGUGACAAGGAGGCUCAAAGUCAUCCUGGAGUGAAGCCAUGAGGGAGGUAGGGAGUGGAUGUCUGGACCCCCCAGAGCAGCUAAUAUGCGGCCGGCCCCCACACCAAAAAUGAACCAACAGGAUACAGCUGGAUGGUAGAGCAACUUUCAAGUGGCUCCACCGUGGCAUCAGGUUUAGCCAGCACUCUCCUAAAGUUAACCCAGCAAGGCUUUACUAACUCCAGGUUGCCUGGCUCCUGGGCUGUAAGGAUUGCAAGGCGGGUCAAAAUUAGCCUUGUAGGGAACCUAAGGACAAGAAUACUUUAGCAGGCAUGAGGUAAUGGACUCCAUGAAACGUUGUGAGGAAUGAAGACAUGGAAUAUUUGCUGCAAAAAGUCACUGGAACGUUUAUUGUCAGAAUCAUAAAUCAUCCCAGCACACCGACCAGGUUACACUCCCUCAUCCAAAACUUGAGCUGUAAGAGUAUUUAAAAAAUAGCGUUUUAUAAUAGAAAUAUAUUUGUAAUUUUAUAGAGCUCCUUAUUGUUUUUUGUGAAAUAUAUUUUUGUAUCUUAUGUAAAUAAGUAAUAAUUGUUUCAAAUUAUAAUUGCCUUGGUAUUAACAGACCAUUCAGAUUAAGUUUUGACACUCUGGAAUAAAGUUGGUUACAUGCUUAAAUGUGAACUGAAAACUUAAUCCUCCCUGACAAAAACUGGAAAGCAGUAUGUGUAUUUAAUGCCUGCCAGAGUUAAUAUUAAAGUAUAAAUUGUUUUUCUUUUACUA